Scomber scombrus (Atlantic mackerel) is the source of this 2051-nucleotide messenger RNA. It is a transcript of the gene pus10, whose product is annotated as pseudouridine synthase 10. The record is from RefSeq and is a predicted model, not a curated record. Gene Ontology annotation, molecular function: RNA binding; pseudouridine synthase activity. NCBI's taxonomy places the organism in Eukaryota, Metazoa, Chordata, Actinopteri, Scombriformes, Scombridae. Gene Ontology annotation, biological process: tRNA pseudouridine synthesis.
GAAGACAACAAAUCCCAGGAUGCAUCAGUGUCGGAGGCAUCGGACGACCCGCCGAGUAAAAAAGCUAAACUGGAUCCCGGCGUGAGCGACGCUCCGCCAGAAGGAGUGAAGGAGUCGGAUGUGUGCAUGCUGUGUUUGGGGAUCCUGCAGGAUCUGUGUGGGCCGAGUCGAGCCGUCAAGAUCGCAGAGACGGUGAAAACAGAAAACUACACGUUUGACACAUUGGUUCUUUCCGUGUCUCUGCCUGCUCAGCUGUGUGUCCGCGAGCAUUCCUGUUGGCUCCAUGUGAAGAAAGAAGUCAGAGAGAAGAGCUCUGUGCUCGACAAGGACGACGUCAUCCAGGUGAAGGAGGCCUUCAGUGGGGUCAUGCAGGGUCUGGUUGCCAAGGAGCUGGGAGGUGUUGCUGUGGUUAUCAAGAGUCAGUUCGAGGUCGGUGUGGAGUUCAUUCACCCAGAGACUGACGCUGACUGCCAUUUCCUUGCAACAACAUGUGGCGACUGCUUCAAACCAACCAAGAACAAACUGUCGCUGUUCACCAGGAUGGCCGUCGUCAAAGCUCUGGAAAGACUAUCUGACAGCAAAUUCCUGAAACACUUCCCCUGUCCUCCGACACGGCCGAGCUCCAGCUGCACAGCGCAGGAUAUACAGUGUCUCCACGUGUCUGUGUUUGUGGCAGGGAGGUACAAUAAGUUCUGCCGCAGUCUGCCUCAGACACCUUGGGUGAUCGAUGGAGAGCGGAGGAUGGAGUCGUCAGUAGAGGAGCUGAUCGCUGCUCCCGUCCUGUCCUCCUUCAGGGCCGACGGAUUUAAUUUCUCCUCGUCCGGCAGGGAGGAUGUGGACGUACGGACUCUCGGGAAACGUGAACAGGCUCUCUGUAGAAGAACUCUGGUUUUGUCACCUGAAGUGUGUUUCUCGGUGUAUUUCGCAGGUCGUCCGUUUGCGAUGGAGCUGCUGAAUCCUCACACGUCCCGACUCAGCAGAGCGGAGAUGAAGCAGCUGCAGGAGACUAUCAACAACUCUUCAGACAAAAUCAAAGUGAGAGAUCUGCAGAUUGUCAGCAGAGAGGCCAUGGGUCGGAUGAAGGAGGGCGAGGAGGAGAAGACCAAGUCGUACACGGCUCUCAUCUGGACCCAGAAACCGAUCCAGAGAGAAGACAUCACUUUCAUCGAUGAGAUCAAAGAUCUGACUCUGGACCAGAAGACUCCUCUGAGGGUUUUGCACCGCCGGGCGCUGGCCGUCCGACAGCGAGUCAUCCACACUAUGAACGCCCGCUUCCUGGAUCCACAUCACUUCCACCUGGGACUGAGGACUCAGGCCGGACUUUACAUCAAAGAGUUCGUCCACGGAGACUUCGGCCGGACCAAACCCAACCUGUGUCAGCUGCUGAAGACGGACACGGACAUCCUGGAGCUGGACGUGGAGUCUGUAGAUGUCGAUUGGCCUCCUGCUAUACCGGAGUGAUCGCUGCCGCCGCCGCUGCUUCACUGAUGCUGGUCCCGGUUUGAUCUCAGCAUCCACGAGCCGAGCCGUCAACUCGACAGACUCAGAUACUGUGCAAAUGUGACGGCGCCCUAAAAAGCUGCAGCGUGGAGGAGAAGAGGAAACCUUUGGAUGAUGUCACUCAGUCCUGCCGGCUGCUGCUUUGUGACAUCCGGUCUGUUUUAUGUUUUUUUUUUGUUCUGGAUUUUUUUUGUUUCAGACCAAGUCGAGCAAGUGUAGAUCACAGGAAACGGCCUUAAGACUUAAGUUUAGAGCUUUGUAGCAGCAACGUGAGAUUAUAAAGCUCAUUAUGAACCAGUUAAUCUAAGCCAUCGUUUUUGGUUUCAGUCGUAGAAAAUGGAAGAUGAUGCUAUUAUUAGGAUCGUACUUUAAGCUACAUGCAAACUUUAGCAUGUUAACAUUUAUCAUCAAGUUACAUUAUUGUUGUUUUUUUGGUGGUUUAUGAGUAUAAAUAUGUACAAAUCUGUGCUGUUAUCUCUGUUCCUGAUAAAAGCAGCUGUGAGGGCUCAUUUUUCUACUUUCUACUACAGAGAUUAUGAAACUGUAACCUG